GUCUCUCCAGCAGCUUUUAGUUACUUAUGAAAUUCCUUCACGCUAAUAUUAUAUUCGAGCAAACUAAUAAAUGCGUUCGGAGGAUUAAGAAAAAUAUUUUAGCCGAAAACAAAAUGGUAGCUAGCUGAUGACGUUAGCGGUUGUUAAGUUUCGCUGUUCGUGUAACGUUAAAAAUGGAGACAAAGUAUCCUACCUUGAGGAGACCCAAGAGGAAACUCUGCUACAUUACAGAAAAGGAAAGGAUAUCAAAUGAUUGGAAGCAACCACUAACACAGGAGGAUGUUGACAAGAUAUUUGAUGACAUUGAUGUGGGCACACUAGAUCUGUAUCCAACUUCUGUUACACUGCAGUCUUCUAAUUCUGGCACAAGCCAGAGUGAAAUAUCAAAUUCUUCAGUCCCGCAGGGAAAACUCCCAGCAGAAAAUCCUCCAGGACUUCAAGUCACCUCACACAGUCCCUUCAAGCCAGUGACGCGUUCUAAAAUUACAAAUGAUCCUGAUGACUGUGUCUUUCUACCUGCUACAAGAUCAUCAUAUCCCAAAUCCCACAUUGAUUUGGACAUCCCUUUCAAAGCACACACUCCAGUAAAGACCUCCAGCCCUAUUGAACAGAUUAUGAAUAAAAAAAAUAUAAAAAAAACAGUUGAUGGAAACGGCAGCGCUGUGUCACCGAUUCUUUUCAACUGUGAGGAUGAAGCUGUAGAGGAACCUGACAAAAACCCUCCAUCCACCCAGAAACCUGACUUCAAUAGACGAGUCACAGAAAACAGUCAUGAUGGUGAAAUGGGGAUUCCUCCAAGCAGGGCUGCUCAAGCUAAGAAGGCCACUCCCAAAAAAGUGAAAGCAUUGUGCAGCCAGGAUGGCACCAAGUCGUGCGCUCUGGCAGUGAGACGGAAGCCUGAAGGUUCUGCUCCUGAGAACAUCGCAGCAAGUGUUCACAAGCAGCCACUUGUAGAGCUGUCCUCACGUGUGGGAAAAGACAUGUCUGCCUUUCUGCAGAAGAUCACACAGACCGUUCAGUCGAAACCAACAAAGAAGUCGACAGUUAAGGCAUCUCCACUUCCUCCUGAGCCAGAAGAUGAUUUUUUGAUUCUGGAAGAUGAUGCACCACUUUGGUUUUCCAUCCCAAGUAAAAAUGCCACAAAGAAGGGACAAAAACUGAGCAAACCUUCCAGUACUGAUAAAGAGAGCUUGACAGAAAGGGAAUCAAAGGACAGUCUGACAGAUCCGCCACAAGAAACACCAGAAACGGCCAACAACGAACCAGAAAGUCAGGCUGUUAUUCCAAAAACAAACGUUAAAGAUAGUUUGCCCAUUCCAGAGGAUUGUCCUGUUGAUCCGAUGGAGCAGCAGAAAUCAAAGAAAAAUAAACGCCAGAAGAAGGUUUCAUCCAAAGACAUGGUAGAGGAUCCUGUAAGAACAGCCAGCGCGGUAGCAGAGAAUCCCUCCCAGAAAACUGAACCAACAAAACAAAAGUCCACCGGGAGAAAUAAUUUUAAGGAUGGCAACGAAAUCACCCCAAGAAAAAGGAGCGACACAUUAAAGGAGGUGGUGUCGGUGGCUGAUGAUGUUUAUGAAGAACCAAACCAGGAGCCUGCACAAACUGAAGACCAGGGUUCAUUUUCAGACAAAGAAAUCGCAAUAUUGAAGGUGAAUGGAAAAACUAAACCAAACAAGCAGGCAGCUAAUUCUGAAGAGCAUUCAUCUAAAGAUGAUAACAAUCUUUGUAAAAGAAGGAGAAAGCCGACUGGCCAGUGGUGGUUGACUUCUCAGAACGCAGAGGAAGCAGAAAACCCACUACCACCCAAGAAGUCUAAGCAGAACAGUACUAAGGAGCCAAGUACAACUGCUCCAACCGUACAGGCCAAAAAGGACAAAGCUGACAAGAAAAAAAGUCAGAAGCAGCCUGCGCUGGCAUCCAGCAGUCUUGCAAAUCAACCUAAAGAAAGUAAAUGUAAACAGACCAAAACAAGAAAGACGAAAGGAAAAAACCAGAAAGAAACAGAUGAAAUCAUUGACACAGCGGAGGCAAAGGAGGAGCAGCAGUUCCCUGAUCAAGACCUCAAUCAGGAGGACUCCAGCCCCUUGGUUUUUACACACAGAGACGUCAGUAUUAACUCUGGAGGUGAGGUAUUUCAGAAAGUCUACGGUUACUCUUCCAGUGAAAAAACUUCUGUCACGUCCACAGCAGCUGAAGAUCGGCUCUGGGAAGUGGAACCAGCAAAACGGAGGAGAAAGCCACCGAGUCAGUGGUGGGAAGUUAACAAUGCUGCUGGUGUUUUAGAGAGCACCUCCUCACGGCCUCAGCAGCUUCACCAUAAGGAACCCAAACCUAAGAAAGAACUGGAAAAACAACCCAAUCCUGGACUUGGCACUCCUAAAAAAGGCAACGAAGCAGCUGGAUCCAAACCACCAGGGGGCGCUCCGGUGCCUUCCCUGAAGCCACCUUCAAAACUCAAAACUGUCAAAUGCUCGUUGCCAACAUUUAACAACACAUCAGGUGUAGGGACCACAUCUGUGGUCACCAAUAGAGACGCACAUCAGAGUAACAAGCGUAACAUCACGCCCCGUCCUGCAGAGAAGGAUGCUGAGUUUAUAUCACCAGCUCUGUUCAGCAGCGAUAAAGAUGUGCUCUGUGGGGUCGUUGGUAAGCGCAGCGGCACACAGCUCAACCACAAGACUCUACAAGACAGGAAGUGUCAGUCAGACGGCACGCCAAAAGUCCUCAGGAGUGGACCCUCCUCCAUGCUUGAGAUGGAAAAGUAUGAAUACGAUGACGUUGACUUGUCAUCAUCCAGAGUGCAGAUCGUGCUGUCAGCGUCAGAUCUUUGUUCGCCUCCUCUCAAACCGCUGACCUUACAUUCCAAGGACAAGUCUGAUCUUACUGAGUGGUUUCAGAGUCUGUGGUCCUCCACUGCCGAUGAUGAUGCUGUAGUCACUCCAGACCAGUUUCAGUGGUACUUCUACCAAGACCGAGCCCUGGGUAUCCAGGCAGACCUGAACAGUACCUCCAUCUGUUCUGGGAAGAUCCUAAUGGGAUCCUACAUGAAGAAGCCCCUCUGGGUGGAUCACAGUGCAACAACAGUUUUUAAUUUAUUGACGAGCUCCGUGAGCGUUACCGUUGAUGGCCGUGUGUCUCGCUACAGCCCCGGACAAGCGUUUAUCGUGGAGUGUGGUCGAGCCUACAGCAUUCACAACCCCAACGCACUGCCGGCUGUUCUGUACUUCACCAGGAUUUCUGCAGAAAGUUCAGACUGAAGUCGUUUAAAUGUUGUUGGAAACGACUGAACAUCUAAAAA
Molecule: messenger RNA, 3298 nt
Organism: Nematolebias whitei (Rio pearlfish)
Lineage: Eukaryota; Metazoa; Chordata; Actinopteri; Cyprinodontiformes; Rivulidae
Product: proteoglycan 4
Exons: 16
Coding region: 174-3257 (1027 amino acids)
Source: RefSeq, a predicted model, not a curated record